Molecule: messenger RNA, 907 nt
Organism: Syngnathoides biaculeatus (alligator pipefish)
Lineage: Eukaryota; Metazoa; Chordata; Actinopteri; Syngnathiformes; Syngnathidae
Product: histone H2B
Exons: 1
Coding region: 168-542 (124 amino acids)
Cellular component (GO): nucleosome
Molecular function (GO): protein heterodimerization activity; structural constituent of chromatin; DNA binding
Source: RefSeq, a predicted model, not a curated record
GCCAUAUUACGUCACUAUUCAGGUUCGCAAAUAAAGGCUCGCCAGGAGCUUAGACAAGCGAAAGAUGUCAGCCAAUCAGAGAGAGGCACUGGCACAGCGCUCGUUGCGUGGGCCCUCCUUAUAACAACCAGGCUUUCACAGCUCCACACAGUUAUCACUCAGUAGCUAUGCCCGAGCCAGCCAAGAGCGCGCCCAAGAAGGGCUCCAAGAAAGCCGUCGCCAAGAGCGUCAGCAAGUCCGGCAAAAAAAGAAAGAGGAGCAGGAAGGAGAGCUACGCCAUCUACGUGUACAAGGUGCUCAAGCAAGUGCACCCCGACACCGGCAUCUCGUCCAAGGCCAUGAGCAUCAUGAACUCGUUCGUCAACGACAUCUUCGAACGCAUUGCGGCUGAGGCGUCUCGUCUGGCUCACUACAACAAGCGCUCCACCAUCACGUCCAGGGAGAUCCAGACCGCCGUGCGUCUCUUGUUGCCCGGUGAGCUGGCCAAGCACGCCGUGUCCGAGGGCACCAAGGCCGUCACCAAGUACACCAGCUCCAAGUAGACCGCUUCAAUCAAAACACAAAAACGGCUCUUUUAAGAGCCACAAACCUCAUUUGGAGAGAAUUAUUCACUUAGUGCAUAUACACUGGUUAGUCUUUUAUGACAACCUGGGUUCAUUUCUUGGCCCGCCUGUGGAGUUUUUAUGUUCUCCACGUGCCUGCGUGGGUUUUCUCCGGGGACUCUAGAUUACUUCUCACAUCCACCAAAAUGUACAUUAUUCAUUGAAAACUUAAGUUGCCCUUUAGUGUAAUUAUGAGAGCAAUUCUGUUAUUGGCAAAAUGUUCAGGGUGUACUCUGCCUACUGCAGAUGAUAGCUGAGAUAAGCUCCAGCGCUCACUCAACCCUCGUGAAUAAGUAUUUUUGACA